Cercocebus atys (sooty mangabey) is the source of this 2099-nucleotide messenger RNA. It is a transcript of the gene TMEM45A, whose product is annotated as transmembrane protein 45A. The transcript is spliced from 7 exons. The record is from RefSeq and is a predicted model, not a curated record. NCBI's taxonomy places the organism in Eukaryota, Metazoa, Chordata, Mammalia, Primates, Cercopithecidae. Bases 783 to 1658 code for a protein of 291 amino acids.
GCAGGUGCUGAAACUAGCACUAACGACUGUGAAUAUUCAUUCCUGAGCUGUAUUUGUGUUCAGACUCAGGCGAGGGGUGCAGACUGGAGUGUUCGUCUAUUCCCCUUUUGUGGGUUUAGAUGAGCGUGAGAUGGUUGGCUUGGCAGGUUGGCCCCGGUGAGAGAAGCAAAGUCAUGGGUGGCCCUGUUCCCUGUGGGAGGCUUUACUUUUCCAUGCUUACACACUGAACAUCUAAGCUGGCUGCUCAAAUACUCAAGAGGCAGACUUGGUAAAAAUGUGAAUAAAUGAAUGUAGUUACUAUAUAGCCAUUAAAGAAAAAUCUGCUAAUGGUGACUCAGUAGUGCCUCCCUGAUUGGAAAGGACAGUACCUUCUGGUGAGCUGUGAGCAUGUUCCAUGGGUUGACAAUCAGAUUUGCAUGUCUGAUGACAUUAAUUGCAGGGUGCUAUGGGCCAGGUUUCUGUAAGUUGGGUGGAGGUGGCCACUGGCAGUGAGUACAACGCCCAGGGGGAAGCAUGUGAGUGGGAGGAAGAAAAGAGAGCGCUUUCUGGAGCUGUUGCAAUGUGUAUGCUGGUGAAAUCGACUUGAGCAUUAAGCAGCAUCUCCCAGGAUUGUUAGUUACUGAGUGGCACGUCUUCAGUACUCAUGAUUUGUGGGGAACUUGGGCAGAGGUAAAAGUGUGAAACUUUUCAGCAUUACCUAAGAAACAAAGGCUCAAUUUUGGCUGCUUCAUUCUUAUCCCUUCUGCCACAGUUCUAACGUGCUUGAUCUACUGAGACUGAGGAUGAUCAAUGACUCAGAAGGCAAAAUGGGAUUUAAACACCCAAAGAUCAUGGGGAAUUUCAGAGGUCAUGCCCUCCCUGGAACCUUCUUUUUUAUUAUGGGUCUUUGGUGGUGUACAAUGAGUACUCUGAAGUAUAUCUUCAAAAAGCAAAAGCGAACCUGCUACCUUGGUUCCAAAACAUUAUUCUGUCGAUUGGAAAUUUUGGAGGGAAUUACAAUAGUUGGCAUGGCUUUAACUGGCAUGGCUGGGGAGCAGUUUGUUCCUGGAGGGCCCAAUCUGAUGUUAUAUGACUAUAAACAGGGCCACUGGAACCAACUCCUAGGCUGGCAUCAUUUCACCAUGUAUUUCUUCUUUGGGCUGUUUGGUGUGGCAAACAUAUUAUGUUUCACCAUCAGUUCACUUCCUGUUUCCUUAACCAAGUUAGUGUUGUCAAAUGCCUUAUUUGUGGAGGCUUUUAUCUUCUACAACCACACUCAUGGCCGGGAAAUACUGGACAUCUUUGUGCACCAGCUGCUGGUUUUGGUCAUCUUUCUGACAGGCCUCGUUGCCUUUCUAGAGUUCCUUGUUCGGAACAAUGUACUUCUGGAGCUACUGCGGUCAAGCCUCAUUCUGCUUCAGGGGACCUGGUUCUUUCAGAUUGGAUUUGUCCUGUAUCCCCCCAGUGGAGGUCCUGCAUGGGAUCUGGUGGAUCAUGAAAAUAUUUUGUUUCUUACCAUAUGCUUUUGUUGGCAUUAUGCAAUAACCAUUGUCAUCGUUGGAAUGAAUUAUGCUUUCAUCACCUGGUUGGUUAAAUCUAGACUUAAGAGGCUCUGCUCCUCAGAAGUUGGACUUCUGAAAAAUGCUGAACGAGAACAAGAAUCAGAAGAAGAAAUGUGACUUUGAUGAGCUUCCAGUUUUUCUAGAGAAACCUUUUCUUUUUUUACAUUGUCUUUGUUCUUGGUUUUGUUUCUUGAUCUUUUAGUUGGAGAACAGCUGGCUAAGGAUGACUCUCAGUGUACUGUUUGUAUUUCCAAUUUGGUUGAAGUAUUUGAAUUUAAAUAUUUUAUUUUUAGCUUUGAAAAUGUUUUGGGUGAUACUUUCAUUUUGCACAUCAUGCAUAUCAUGGUAUUCAGGGGCUAGAGUGACUUUUUUCCAGAUUAUCUAAAGUUGGAUGCCCACACUAUGAAAAAAAAUUUGUUUUAUUUGCCUUAUAGAUAUGCUCAAGGUUACUGGGCUUACUACUAUUUGUAACUCCUUGACCAUGGAAUUACACUUGUUUAUCUUGUUGCUGCAAUGAGAAAUAAAUGAAUGUAUGUAUUUUGGUGCAGACACCUGAAA